AUGUCCGGUGUGAUUCUUCCCCUGUAUCUCUUGUCUUCUUGUCUUCCAAUGUCCCGUGUGAUUCUUCCCUUCCUCUAUUGUCUUCCAAUGUCUCGUGAUUCUUCCCUUCUGUCUUUAAUGGCUUGUCUUCCCUUCUGUCCCUUCAAUGACCGUGUGAUUCUUCCCCUCUGUGUCUCUUUUCUUCUUCCCUCUGUAUCUCUUGUCUUCAAUGUCGGUGUGAUUCUUCCCUCUGUAUCUCUUGUCUUCCUUGUCCCGUGUGAUUCUUCCUUCUGUGUCUCUUGUCUUCAAUGUCCGUGUGAUUCUUCCCCUCUGUAUCUCUUGUCUUCAAUGUCCCGUGUGAUUCUUCCUCUCUGUAUCUCUCUUGUCUUCAAUGUCCGUGUGAUUCUUCCUUCUGUAUCUAUUGUCUUCCAAUAUCCCGAUGAUUCUUCCCCUCUCUAUCUCUUGUCUUCCAAUGUCCGUGUGAUUCUUCCCUCUGUAUCUCUUUGUCUUCAAUGUCCCGUGAUUCUUCCCUCUCUUCAAUGUCUUGUUCUUCCCUCUGUCCUUAAUGUCGUGAUUCUUCCCUCUGUAUCUCUUGUCUUCAAUGUCUCGUGUGAUUCUUUCCCUUGUCUCUCUUGUCUUCGUGUCCCGUGUGAUUCAUCCCCUCUGUCUUCAAUAUCUCGUGUUCUUCCCCUCUGUAUCUCUUGUCUUCAAUAUCGUGUGAUUCUUCCCUCUAUCUCUUGUCUUCCAAUGUCCCGUUUUAUUCUUCCCUUCUGUCUCUUGUCUUCAAUAUCUCAUUAUGUGAUUCUUCCCCUCUGUAUCUCUUGUCUUCAAUGUGUGUGA
Acanthosepion pharaonis is the source of this 819-nucleotide messenger RNA. The record is from the annotation of a GenBank genome assembly. NCBI's taxonomy places the organism in Eukaryota, Metazoa, Mollusca, Cephalopoda, Sepiida, Sepiidae.